Messenger RNA from Macrosiphum euphorbiae (potato aphid), 240 nucleotides. NCBI's taxonomy places the organism in Eukaryota, Metazoa, Arthropoda, Insecta, Hemiptera, Aphididae. The record is from the annotation of a GenBank genome assembly.
AUGAAAGAAGUGUUGGGGAGUGCUCGUACAGAAUUCGACCUUGUCAUCGUUGAAUACUUUGAGCCAGAUUGUGUGUCGUACAUUGCAACUAAGCUCAACUUGCCUUUGAUUUAUGUCACACCAAUUGCCAGCCAAUGCCUUUAUGGAUCGCACAAUCACCGGUCACGUCUCAAAUCCGUCAACGAUCAUGGAAAUGUUUUUUUAUGCAUGCGGUUUCUAAAACUUGCAUUCAGAGAUUAA